GCUCUCAAAAAUUGGAAUGCAGCCCAUAAAAUUUGAGCAAGAUGGAUAUAGAUCUGAGUUUUCCAAAUGAUGUACCCACCAACUUAAAUGGGCUAAAGGAGAGAAGAAACCCAAACAGAAUAUCCUCCAAAUUAUUGAUGUUUUAGGCCCUAAGCACAUAAUAAUUGAUUCGUAUCAACCCAACCCAAUGUAAUUGAUUGGUUUUGAACUAAGCUCCUGGUUGUUGGAGGAGUUAGGUGAGUGGAAGAGCCUGCUUUAAAAACCAACUCUCUUACUUCCUCAAAAAAAACCAACUCUCUUAGUUUGAUUUCUUACAAUUCUUUUGUCUACUCUGAAUACAAAUCCUGCAAUUUUUAACUUGUGUUUCUGCCUUGUCGAAUUUUGGGAGCAAUGGCUGCGCAAAAUUCUGUGGAAAGAGUAAACUUGGGAAACCAAGGACUUGAGGUGUCAAAACUGGGUUAUGGUUGCAUGGGGCUCACUGGAUUCUACAAUGCACCUAUUUCUGUGGAAGAUGGGAUUGCAAUAAUCAAAGAGGCAUUUAAUAAAGGCAUAACUUUCUUCGACACUGCUGAUGUUUAUGGGAAAGACCAUUCGAAUGAAUACCUGAUAGGGCAGGCAUUGAAGGAGCUGCCUCGGGAAAAAGUCCAACUAGCAACCAAGUUUGGUUUUUAUGCAUUUACAAGCUCGGGGAUAAUAGUUAAAGGUACACCUGAGUAUGCCCGCACUUGCUGUGAAGCAAGCCUGAAGCGUCUCCAAGUGGAUUACAUUGAUCUCUACUACAUACAUAGAAUUGACACCACUGUACCCAUUGAGGAAACAAUGGAAGAGCUUAAAAAAUUAGUUGAAGAAGGUAAAAUUAAGUACAUUGGUUUAUCUGAAGCUAAUGCAGACACUAUAAGAAGGGCACAUGCCGUGCAUCCCAUAACCGCAUUACAAAUGGAAUAUUCCCUUUGGACCCGUGACAUCGAAGAAGAAAUAAUUCCUCUCUGCAGGGAACUUGGCAUUGGUAUAGUUCCAUACUGCCCAGUUGGCCGUGGGCUUUUCGCUGGGAAGAAAGUUGUGGAAAACAUACCUCAAGAAAGCUACUUGCAAUCACACCCAAGGUUUACAGGGGAGAACUGGGAAAAGAACAAGACAAUCUAUUAUCGCCUGGAAGAAUUGGCUAAGAAGCACAAUUGUACUCCCGUUCAACUCGCUCUUUCAUGGGUUCUUCAUCAGGGUGCUGAUGUAGUUCCUAUUCCUGGAACAACUAAGAUAAAAAAUCUUCAUGAGAACGUGGGUUCUGUGAAUGUGAAACUGACGAAGGAUGAUCUGAAAGAGAUUUGUGAAGCUGUCCCAGUUGAAGAAGUGGCAGGAGGGAGACAAGGUGAAGCUCUUUAUAAGAUAUCAUGGAAAUUUGCUAACACCCCUCAGCCAAAACCCAAGUGAGACAAAAUUCAUGUGCCUUUAUUCUCUCCCCGACAGCUCUUACUACCAGCUUGCGCCUUUGUUCUUCUGCAACUCCAAUGACAUUUUGUUCGAAUAUGUAUGUUGCCAUCUUAUUGGUUUUCGCAUAUAUAUUGAGAUGUCAAGUUUGUGCUUACCUUAA
This is a messenger RNA of Salvia miltiorrhiza (redroot sage), 1588 nucleotides long. RefSeq names its product perakine reductase-like. Lineage: Eukaryota; Viridiplantae; Streptophyta; Magnoliopsida; Lamiales; Lamiaceae. Gene Ontology annotation, cellular component: cytoplasm. The record is from RefSeq and is a predicted model, not a curated record. The coding region runs from base 391 to 1428 and encodes 345 amino acids. The transcript is spliced from 7 exons.